Molecule: messenger RNA, 2406 nt
Organism: Alternaria rosae
Lineage: Eukaryota; Fungi; Ascomycota; Dothideomycetes; Pleosporales; Pleosporaceae
Product: fungal-specific transcription factor domain-containing protein
Exons: 6
Coding region: 45-2363 (772 amino acids)
Biological process (GO): regulation of DNA-templated transcription; DNA-templated transcription
Molecular function (GO): zinc ion binding; DNA binding; DNA-binding transcription factor activity, RNA polymerase II-specific
Source: RefSeq, a predicted model, not a curated record
CCCAAGAACAGGAAGGCUGCGAUGUACUCCGGCAACAUCUGGCCAUGCCACGCAAUCCGCGUUUGAGACGCGUACCUGAUGACAUUCGAGUUCGAGUUUCACGCGCAUGCGCAGUCUGUAGGGCUCGCAAGAGCCGCUGCAUAGCACGAAAUGUAGGUGCUUGCGAGAGGUGUGUGGAAAAGGGUGAAGAGUGUGAUUUAUAUGCAGCUCAAGCGUCGGGUUCUCCCGCCACCAGCUCAAAUGCCGCUGUCGACGGCCAGCAGAUAGACAGACAUCCUCCUGGCUCUGGACAUGAAGACAAGGAUGUUGGAACCCCCUCUUCGAUGCCGACAGCUCAAGUUAGAGUCUUGGGCCGCUCCGCAGACAGUAAUGUCUCACUUGCUGCGCCAGAAGCGGUUCAGACUUCGUUUGGGAAAAGCCCAACAGACUCGAGGUCGGACUGUGGAGCGCGAUCGCCUGGUGAGCCGUCACCGGUCCCCAGCGUAGAACCAGAAGAUGCUAUUCUGAUUGUAGAGGAUUUCGAUCGGACCCAAUAUACUGGUCUCCGUUCCAAUGAGAGUUUCCUUCUUUGUGUUCAAGAUGUUUUGCAUUCCACUACCCGAAAGAGGGUCCUAGAUUCAACCAACCGAAGCUCGUUGGAAAUGGCCAACAUCGUCAGGCCACCGCCUGUUCACAGUAAAGAGUCAAUCGAGGCAAUGAAGGCGUUCCCUCCUCAAGAAAUCGCUGCAUUCCUUGUUUCCACGUUCUUCUAUUACGUCGAAGCAACGUUCUUUUAUUGCGACAGAGAGUGGUUCUAUACUACUCUCAACAGCUAUUACUCCGGCACCUCAUCCGGAAGUGCAAUUGACGAUGCAUUUAUUUGCUUCGCUUUGCUUGUCUUUGCCUUCGGUAGCCAAUUUGCGCAUUUGAGAUCCCGACCUACAUCCAACGACCCGCUUCCUAUAGACCUUGGAAAGAAAUUCUACGACAGUGCUCAGAAGCUUAUUCCAAGGGUCAUUGACACAUGCACUCUGAAGGGAGUCCAAGUGUGUCUACUGGCAGGUCUGUACAAGUUGCCAUACAACCUGCCAGACACGUCCUAUCUCUACCUUGGAAUGGCUAUGAGGAUGUCAAUUGCCAGUGGGCUGCACCGCAAGACAUUAGCCGUGACAUUAGAUCCUCGAAUUACGGAAGUUCGCAAUCGUUUGUGGUGGAGUGUUUAUUCUAUAGACAAACGCACAAGUAUUGCUUUAGGUCGGCCUUCUAGCAUCGCAGAAGACGCGAUCGAUGCACCCUUUCCUAAAUAUCAUCCGUCGUUGGACAACCUCGAAUAUCAAUCGAACGUGCAGCAUCAAGUUGAAUACUUGAAGUUAACGCGUAUCGUUUCGAAAAUCGUGCAAAACAUUCCUCUCGAAUCGAAGCCACCAUGCAUCAAAGAUCUGUCAGAACAAUUGAAGGAGUGGCGAUCUCAGCUUUUCUCCAAUCUCCACCCCAACGACCUGCUUCCUAGCGAACGGAAUUUUCGUACAACCGUUCACCUGCAUAUACACUAUCACUGGGCAUGGAUCCUCAUGGGCCGUGCCUCCCUUCUCCAAGUCUCGCGUGAACGCAUUCAAGCUUUAUCGGACUCUGCAACCCCCGCACCGGAACAGCCUCAAAGUCGGACGGACCUUGCGACCCUCUGCGUCGACGCUGCGAAGGCGACGAUUGAGCUAAUACUGGUCUUGAAGAAACAUAACUUGCUCUGCCGCUUCUCGUUCACAGAUCAUCAUGCUUCAGCUGCAGCAUUGAUCAUAUUGAUACUCCAUAGUAUCCUGCAGCACGGAGACGAGACGAGCAGAAUCAUAGACGAUGGCGUUGACAUGUUACGUUACAUGGCACAUGGAGGCUGCCGUGGAGCUUCGUCGGAUCUUCAUACUAUUGAGCAACUCAGGCGACUUGCUUCCGACUUGCGUCAGAAAAUAUACCGAGGUCAAGGCGGGCUUUCAGUUGGAGGCUCCAUGCAACCAACAUCUAUAACGGCCUCAUAUCAAGCUUGGGUGAACUGGAUGUCAGAGCAAGAGUCAUCUAGAAGUCAUGAACCGCGGCCGGACAACUUGUGUUCUCAACUCGAUCCAGAAACUCUGCCGAGCGAUUCUGGGAUACGCGCUCACGAAAGCCCUCCCAUGUACGAAGCCGGCCCCAAUAACAACAUGCUUGACACUCUGGACUAUCGCUGGCUUAAUCAGGGAAAUGCUAACUGGAACUUCGAUGCAUUCAACGGAUCAACUUUUCAAGGAGAGGUUCCUCGAGGAUUUGAGUGGGAUGACGGCCGGCUAGACGUACUGGAUAUGACGCAGCUUCUUGGAGGCUACACCGGGCAGACUACCUAUGGUCAGGGUUGAGCAUACUCUGACCAUCAUGUAUCGCACGGGCAAAAUCACAACU